Molecule: messenger RNA, 4542 nt
Organism: Penicillium atrosanguineum
Lineage: Eukaryota; Fungi; Ascomycota; Eurotiomycetes; Eurotiales; Aspergillaceae
Exons: 3
Coding region: 1-4542 (1513 amino acids)
Biological process (GO): phospholipid translocation
Cellular component (GO): plasma membrane
Molecular function (GO): ATP binding; ATPase-coupled intramembrane lipid carrier activity; magnesium ion binding
Source: RefSeq, a predicted model, not a curated record
AUGGCUUCCGUGCGCUUCCCCGACGACAGUCUCAACGUGCCGGAUACCGAGAUUCAGGAGACGCCCAGCAAUAUUUCAAAACCCACCAAACGGCAAAGAUGGGCGACGACACGACAUGCCGGCUCCGGCGGCGUGCGGAAACGUGUCUCGAUCAUCGAUCGUUUUCAUAAAAGAUCGGAUUCGAGAGAUGAGAAGCGUAGGUCCAACGCCCCUAGCUCGACUGCCGACAAUGCUUCUACGAACGGCGUCGAACCCUCAGAAUCCGGCGCGAACCGAACGAUCUACUUCAACAUCCCGAUCCCUGAAUCAGAACGCGAUGAAGAUGGGCAUCUGAUGCACACCUACCCUAGGAACAAGAUUCGUACAGCCAAGUACACGGCAUUGACUUUCGUUCCAAAGAACAUUUGGCUGCAGUUCCACAACAUUGCAAACAUCUAUUUCUUAUUCGUCAUUAUUCUUAAUUUCUUCCCCAUUUUCGGUGCCAACAACCCCGGACUCAACGCAGUUCCGCUAAUUGUUAUUAUCGUGGUGACCGCGAUUAAGGACGCAAUCGAAGAUUGGGGACGAACUGUCGUGGAUAACCAAGUGAACAACUCCCCAGUGUACCGAUUGAUCGAAUGGAGUAACGUGAACUCGACCGAGGAUAGCAUUGGGCUCUGGCGUCGGGUCAAGAAGGCGAGCACUCGUGGUAUUAUCGCUUCUUUCAAGUGGAUGAAGACCGUGUUCAAUAAAAAGUCCGAUACCACCGACCCAGAAGAUGAUCAACGACGCGAAUCAUUCCUUACAACGGGCAAUCCGCGGGCCUCAAUGUAUUCGAAUCGCGACUCCCUUGCUGAUGUCGCUAUCCCGAUGACCGAUGUUCCUUCUCCCAAACCCGAAACCCGAGAGGAGUGGCCGAGCCGCCCCGAGAACAAGUACCUUUCUCCCGAUAGCGCAGCUCGCGAAAAUGUCGUGGCUCCGUCGCCUGACAAGAAGACUGGCACUGUGGUGGACAACACCAAGGUGACACCCGGCACGGCUCGUUUCAAGCGUGACUAUUGGAAGAACAUCCAAGUUGGUGACUUUGUUCGAUUGUACAAUGAAGACCCAAUCCCUGCCGAUAUUGUGAUUCUAUCUACCUCCGAUCCCGAUGGAGCUUGUUAUGUCGAAACAAUGGGCUUGGACGGCGAGACCAAUCUGAAGGUCCGCCAUGCUCUCCACUGCGGUCGCCAGGUUCGCCAUGCACGUGACUGCGAAAAGGCCGAGUUCACCAUUGAGAGUGAGGCGCCUCAUCCCAACUUGUACAGCUACAAUGGUGCGAUUCGCUGGGAUCAGCGUGAUCCGCGGUUCCCCGAGGCCCCCCGCAAGGAGAUGGUGGAGCCUGUAACGAUCAACAACAUGCUGCUUCGUGGCUGCUCGUUGCGCAGUACCGAGUGGAUUCUUGGCGUGGUCGUUUUCACUGGUGGAGAGAGCAAGAUUAUGCUUAACUCAGGUGCAACACCUGCCAAACGUGCUCGUCUGGCCAAAGAUCUGAACUGGAACGUCAUUUACAAUUUCAUCAUUCUGUUCAUCAUGUGUCUUGUCGCCGGUAUCGUUAACGGCUUUGCAUGGGCUGCUCCAGACAAGUCUUUAGACUUCUUCGACUAUGGUUCCUAUGGAGGCACGCCCCCUGUCACGGGUAUCGUUACUUUCUGGACGGCUGUCAUUUUGUUCCAGAACUUGGUUCCCAUUUCGCUCUACAUUUCUCUUGAAAUUGUUCGGACUAUCCAAGCAGUCUUCAUCCACAGUGAUCUUUACAUGUACUACGAACGGUUGGGUCUCUACUGUGUGCCCAAGUCCUGGAACAUUUCUGAUGAUGUGGGGCAAGUCGAGUACAUUUUCUCUGACAAGACCGGUACCUUGACCCAGAACGUCAUGGAGUUCAAAAAGGCUACUGUCAAUGGCGUCUCUUACGGUGAAGCUUAUACAGAGGCCCAGAUUGGCAUGAGGCGCCGUGAAGGUGUCGAUGCCGAUGCCGAGGCUGCCGUAGCUCGUGCACAGAUUGCCGCCAAUGGAGUCAAGAUGCUCGAGAGCCUCCGCCGCCUCCAUGACAAUCCAUACCUGAAAGACGAGAACUUGACUUUCAUUGCUCCCAACUACGUCGCAGACAUUGAAGGGCAAUCUGGCGAGGAGCAGAAGAAGGCCGCCGAGCAUUUCAUGCUGGCUCUGGCUGUUUGCCACACUGUCAUCACUGAACAUACUCCUGGUGAUCCGCCUCAAAUCGAAUUCAAGGCACAGUCGCCCGACGAAGCGGCCCUGGUUAGCACUGCUCGCGACUGUGGCUUUACUGUUCUCGGUCGUGCCGGUGAUGAUCUGCUCUUGAACAUCAUGGGCGAGGAACGCACUUACACCGUCUUGAAUACCCUCGAAUUCAACUCCUCCCGAAAGCGUAUGAGUGCUAUCAUCCGUAUGCCUGACGGUACCAUUCGUCUCUUCUGCAAGGGUGCAGACAGCAUCAUCUAUUCUCGUUUGGCUCGUGGCCAACAGCAAGAGCUGCGACGCAAGACCGCCGAGCACCUAGAGGAAUUCGCCAAGGAGGGUCUUCGAACCUUGUGUGUUGCUGAUAAACUCCUUAGUGAGGAUGAAUAUCAUGCUUGGGCUCGAGAGCACGACAUUGCCGCCGCCGCCAUCACCGAUCGUGAAGAGAAGUUGGAGAAGGUCUCGAGCGAGAUCGAACAGGACUUAACGCUUAUCGGCGGUACCGCUAUUGAGGAUCGACUGCAAGAUGGUGUUCCAGACACCAUCCAGUUACUCGCUGACGCUGGUAUUAAGCUGUGGGUUUUGACAGGUGACAAGGUUGAGACUGCCAUCAACAUUGGUUUCUCUUGCAAUCUGCUCAACAACAACAUGGAGCUGAUUGUUCUCAACAUUUCGGAGACUCAGCGCGAACAAGCUACUAUGGAGCUUGACAAGCACCUCCAGGCCUUUGGAUUGACUGGCUCCGACGAAGAACUCGUCGCUGCUCGUAAAGAACACACCCCCCCCGAAGCCACGCAUGCUGUGAUUGUCGACGGAGAAACCCUCAAGCUGAUGCUUGACGACGAGUUCAAGCAGAAAUUCCUCUUGCUGUGCAAGCAGUGCAAGGCUGUUCUGUGCUGCCGUGUCAGUCCGGCUCAGAAGGCUGCUGUCGUCAACAUGGUCCGUCAUGGUUUGAACAUCAUGGCUCUUUCCGUUGGUGAUGGUGCCAACGAUGUCGCUAUGAUCCAAGAGGCUGACGUCGGUGUUGGUAUUGCCGGUGAGGAAGGUCGACAGGCCGUGAUGUCCUCGGAUUAUGCUAUCGGACAGUUCCGUUUCCUCCAGCGUCUGCUUCUUGUGCACGGCCGAUGGUCCUAUCGGCGUUUGGGAGAGUGCACAGCCAACUUCUUCUAUAAGAACUUGGUGUGGACUUUCGCUCUCUUCUGGUACUGUAUCUUUAACGAUUUCGAUGGCUCUUAUCUCUUCGAUUACACCUAUAUCGUUCUAGUCAACUUGGCUUUCACUUCGUUGCCAGUCAUUUUUAUGGGCAUUUUCGACCAGGAUGUUGAUGACAGGGUCUCGCUGGCAGUGCCUCAACUCUACAUGAGAGGUAUUGAGCGCAAGGAAUGGUCACAGUUCAAGUUUUGGGCGUAUAUGACUGAUGGUUUGUACCAGUCCGUGAUUUGCUUCUUUAUGCCCUACAUGCUAUACAAGCCUGCGAACUUUACCACUGAAAGUGGCCGUGACAUUGCCGAUCGAACGCGCAUGGGUAUCUUGAUUGCAACUUGUGCUGUGCUUGCUAGCAACACCUACAUCAUGAUGAACACCUACCGUUGGGAUUGGUUCACGGGUCUGAUCAACGCGAUCAGUUCCCUCCUGAUCUUCCUGUGGACCGGCAUCUACUCCUCGUUUACCUCCUCGGGUCAGUUCUACCAGUCUGCUGCCGAGGUAUACGGUGCUCUUAGUUUUUGGGUCGUCCUUCUCGUGACCUGCAUGAUCGCUCUGCUCCCUCGCUUCUCAUACAACGCUGUCAUGAAGGUGUUCUUCCCUCUAGAUGUCGAUAUCAUUCGUGAGCAAGUGACCAUGGGCAAGUACAAGCACCUGGAGGCGAAUGAUGAUAUUCCUACCGUUCCCCCAAAAGCGGGGGAGGUGGCCGCGGUCUCGAGUAAUGGGUCUGCCACCUCCUCGGAAUUUGUCAAGCCCAUUCAGCCCACCUUGAAGCAGGAUCCUUUCAACAAUCCCGAUGAAGAGCGGGAUUUCUAUUCGCCUACCGGCACUGCCAACGGCGCUCAUACCAACGGCCACAACCCCCGAAGUCAAAAUGGCAGCAAUGGCACCAACUACACCGCGAGCCUUGAUCAGUACCCGCGGCCUCAGUCAGUGGACUACGUGCGACGGUCUCAUGAUCGGACUCGUCAUUCCUUCGAGCGUGCACGUCAAAGUUUCGAGCAAAGCAACGACUUUACCUCGGCCGCCAUGCUGCAACGCAUGGAAUCCAGCCACAAUAAUGAGCCUUCUCAGGAUCCCUUCCGAGCACCUGGCGAGCCUCCUGGACAUAAUAUGAUUUGA